Messenger RNA from Dictyostelium discoideum AX4, 1374 nucleotides. RefSeq lists its product as hypothetical. The record is from RefSeq and is a predicted model, not a curated record. Gene Ontology annotation, cellular component: cytoplasm. Bases 1 to 1374 code for a protein of 457 amino acids. Gene Ontology annotation, molecular function: ubiquitin protein ligase activity; ubiquitin-protein transferase activity. NCBI's taxonomy places the organism in Eukaryota, Evosea, Eumycetozoa, Dictyosteliales, Dictyosteliaceae. Gene Ontology annotation, biological process: protein ubiquitination. The transcript has 2 exons.
AUGGCAGACAAUGAAAACAAUACAGCAAAUAAUGAAUCAAUUAAUACGGCAGUAACGACAACACCAUCAACAACAACCACAACACCAUCAACAACAACCACAACACCAUCAACAACCACAACACCAUCAACAACCACAACAACACCAUCAACAACCACAACUGCCACCACAACACCUCCACCAACAACAACAACAACAACAAAUACAGCAACAAAUACAAAUAUAAAUACAAAUACAAAUACAAAUAUAAGACAACCACAAUAUUGGUGUCACCAAUGUAAAAAAUAUGUCAGAUUAUCAGAUCCUGAAGAAAUUAUUUGCCCUGAUUGCGCAUCAGAGUUUUUAGAAGAAGCAGAAGAAUCAAACAGACCAACAUCACCAUAUUCUUUCUUACAAAAUAUGAAUACUUCAAACAACAACAAUAAUAAUAGCAACAAUAAUAACAAUAAUACAUCAGCAAAUAGUAAUCCAUUUUCACGAACUCGUGUUAGUAAUAAUGAAUUUAAUAUGGAUCCUUUAUUAUUCCUCUCCUCAUUAUUCCCUCAAGUUUCAUCAUCUAACACCAGUGGUGCUAGAACAAAUGUUUUUGGUGCUCCAAGACAACGUAGACAACAACAGCAACAGCAACAACAACAACAACAGCAACAACAACAACAACAACAACAACAACAACAACAACAACAACAACAACAACGACAAAGAACCAGAAGUAGUAGUACCAGUAGUGAUGUUGAAAAUAAUGAUAGUAGUGAGGAUGAUUUUGAUUUUGGUUUACAAAUGCCACAAGCAGUAGAAAUUGAUCAAGUUUUAUUUAAUAUAUCACAAUUAUUAGGUGGAGUACCCUCAAUGGGUGGAUUUGGUGUUAUGGGUGGUGGUGGUGGCGGUGGCGCCAGAGGUUAUGUCGGUAACCCAAAUGAUUAUUUUCAAGGGGGUGACUGGCAAGGUUUUUUAAAUAGAAUGUUUCAAGCAAGCAAAAAAAAAGGUACACCACCUGCAUCUAAAGAAGAAAUUGAAAAAUUAAAAAGAGAUAGAGUUGAUCAAACAAUCGUUGAUCAAAAAGUUGAUUGUGCAGUCUGUAAAGAUGAAUUCAAAUGGGGUGAUGAUUAUAUAGAACUACCAUGUCAACAUUUAUAUCAUCCUGAGUGUAUAUUACCUUGGUUAGAACAACAUAAUAGUUGUCCAGUUUGUAGAUUUGAAUUAAAAACCGAUGAUGAUUCUUAUGAAAAAGAUAAAGAACUUAAAAGAGAAAUGGAACAACAACAGCAAAAUAGUGAGGAAGAUGAUGAUAAUAUUGAUGAUCAAAACACAACAACUACCACAACCACGACAUCAACCAAUAAUAAUGAAAGUGAAGAUGAUUCCAUGCAUGAAUAA